AUGGAGGCGAGCAAGAGAGUGCUUGGUGAGGAGCACCCUGACACGCUUACUAGCAUAAGCAAUCUGGCGUCAACAUACUGGAAUCAAGGCCGAUGGGACGAGGCCGAGGAGCUAGACGUGCAGGUGAUAGAGGCAAGGAAGAGAGUACUUGGUGAGGAGCACCCUGACACACUUACUAGCAUAAGCAAUCUGGCGUCAACAUACCGGAAUCAAGGCCAAUGGGACGAGGCCGAGGAGCUAGAGGUGCAGGUGAUAGAGGCAAGGAAGAGAGUACUUGGUGAGGAGCACCCUGACACACUUACUAGCAUAAGCAAUCUGGCGUCAACAUACUGGAAUCAAGGCCAAUGGGACAAGGCCAAGGAGCUAGAGGUGCAGGUGAUGGAGGCAAGAAAGAGAGUGCUUGGUGAGGAGCACCCUAACACGCUUAUCAGCAUAAACAAUCUAGCGUUAACAUACUGGAAUCAAGGCCAAUGGGACGAGGCCGAGGAGCUACAGGUGCAAGUGAUAGAGGCAAGGAAGAGAGUGCUUGGCGAGGAGCACCCUGACACGCUUAUUAGCAUAAGCAAUCUGGCGUCAACAUACUGGAAUCAAGGCCGAUGGGACGAGGCCGAGGAGCUACAGGUGCAGGUGAUGGAGGCAAGCAAGAGAGUGCUUGGUGAGGAGCACCCUGACACGCUCACCAGUAUGCAUAACCUAGCUUUCACCUUGAAGAGUCAAGGCCGGUGGGAGGCCGCAAUGCAGUUGAUGCGUGACUGCUUCAGCCUUAGGCAACGUCGGCUUGGGCCAAACCAUCCGGAUACCAUGUCUUCCUCUUCAGCUCUUGCGGAAUGGAAAGAGGAUUUGACCAAGAUGAACGAGACUUCAGUGGUGGAGGGAGGUGAAGAAGCAGGCAGUGCAGACGGGAGCUAG
This is a messenger RNA of Colletotrichum spaethianum, 909 nucleotides long. RefSeq names its product kinesin light chain. Gene Ontology annotation, molecular function: protein binding. Gene Ontology annotation, cellular component: kinesin complex. The record is from RefSeq and is a predicted model, not a curated record. The transcript has a single exon. The coding region runs from base 1 to 909 and encodes 302 amino acids. Lineage: Eukaryota; Fungi; Ascomycota; Sordariomycetes; Glomerellales; Glomerellaceae.